Molecule: messenger RNA, 702 nt
Organism: Punctularia strigosozonata HHB-11173 SS5
Lineage: Eukaryota; Fungi; Basidiomycota; Agaricomycetes; Corticiales; Punctulariaceae
Product: HD domain-containing protein
Exons: 10
Coding region: 1-702 (233 amino acids)
Cellular component (GO): cytoplasm
Molecular function (GO): 5'-deoxynucleotidase activity
Source: RefSeq, a predicted model, not a curated record
AUGACUCCAGCAGGUUCAACGCAGCAGCCUCGUGUCUUCCUCCCCCUUUACGUCUCGGCAGGCAAUGAAGCGCGCGAUAGACUCGCUUUCUUCCAUAUCAUCGAGAGACUGAAGACCCAGAAACGGACGGGGUGGGUGGACCACAAGGUUGUGCCCAAUCCGGAGAGCAUAUCGGACCACAUGUACCGCAUGUCGCUUCUUGCGAUGUGCACCGCAGACGCAGAUCUGGACGUCAGCAAAUGUGUCAUGAUGUGUCUGGUACAUGAUCUCGCAGAAGCACAGGUCGGCGAUAUCGCUCCCCGCGAAGGCAUCCCGAAAGCUGAAAAGAGGCGGCUGGAGGCAGAAGCGAUGCAUAACUUCGUGCACGAGAUGUUACACAAUAGUCCCACAGCACAGAAAAUCGAAGCGUUGUGGCAGGAGUACGAAGACGGGGAGAGCAAAGAAGCCCGUUUUGUCAAAGGUAAGCUCACUUACAUGUGCCUCACAGACAGUCUAGAUCUUGAUCGUUUCGAGAUGGCUGCCCAAGCUUUCGAGUACGAGCGAGAUCAUGGCAUGAAAACCUUGCAGCCGUUCUUCGAUAGCAGCCUCCCCAACAUCCGUCAUCCUGAGGUUCAAGGCUGGGGCAAGGAUUUACUCGCCGAGAGGGAACAGUUUAAGCAAGCCCAACAACAGGACAAGACUUCAGAACAGGCGGAUCGAUAA